This is a messenger RNA of Dacryopinax primogenitus, 2147 nucleotides long. Its product is annotated as ATP-utilizing phosphoenolpyruvate carboxykinase. The coding region runs from base 143 to 1882 and encodes 579 amino acids. NCBI's taxonomy places the organism in Eukaryota, Fungi, Basidiomycota, Dacrymycetes, Dacrymycetales, Dacrymycetaceae. The record is from RefSeq and is a predicted model, not a curated record. Gene Ontology annotation, biological process: gluconeogenesis. Gene Ontology annotation, cellular component: cytosol. The transcript is spliced from 4 exons. Gene Ontology annotation, molecular function: ATP binding; phosphoenolpyruvate carboxykinase (ATP) activity.
UUUCCCCUUUCCGUUUUCAUCCCUUGAUCCACCCUUGGAGACUAGCCAGAACAGCUCACGCGACUUUAAGCUCCGGAUCAACCGAUCGUCACUAGGCUUCUACUCCCGAGACCGUACUUAACCCGCACACAUUCUGCGCUAAAUGGCUUUCUCCAAUCCCCUCCUUGGUCACUCUCGUCCAGUUUCAUCCACAAACCUCGCAGCAAUGUACAACACAGGAUUCAGCUUUGAUGAAGAGGCUACCAACCCUUUCUUGGACCGUGACCUCAAGUACUUCUCAGAGGCCGGUUUCGACAUGGAGCGCAUCCAUCUCCGUCGUAACGCUCCCGUUGCUCAGCUGUACGAGGAGGCCAUUCGCAACGAAGGCGCCGUCCUUGCCGACUCGGGUGCGCUGAUCAACUUCUCUGGGAAGAAGACCGGUCGCAGCCCCAAGGACAAGCGUAUCGUCUAUGAGGAGACGAGCAAGGAUCAGGUCUGGUGGGGACCCGUCAACAUCAAGAUGGACGAGCACACCUUCGAGAUUAACCGUGAGCGUGCGAUUGACUACCUCAACACCCGCGACCUUGUCUACGUGUUCGAUGGUUAUGCCGGUUGGGACCCCAAGUACAGGAUCAAGGUCCGCGUGAUCUGCGCUCGCGCAUACCAUGCGUUGUUCAUGAACAACAUGCUUAUCCGUCCUACUGCUGAGGAGCUCAAGACCUUCGGCGAGCCCGACUUUAUCAUCUACAACGCUGGCCAGUUCCCUGCCAACCGCUUCACCACCGGCAUGACCUCGACCACUUCCGUCGAAGUCAACUUCAAGCGUAUGGAGAUGGUCAUCCUCGGCACGGAAUACGCCGGCGAGAUGAAGAAGGGUAUCUUUAGCGUGAUGCACUAUCUCAUGCCCGUCAAGUUUGGCCAGCUUUCGCUCCAUUCUUCUGCUAACGAGGGCCGCGAGAAGGGGGAUGUCACUCUCUUCUUCGGUCUGUCUGGCACUGGCAAGACCACCCUUUCUGCUGACCCUAAGCGCAUGCUUAUCGGCGACGACGAGCACGUGUGGUCCGACGACGGUGUCUUCAACAUCGAAGGUGGCUGCUAUGCCAAGUGCAUCAACCUGUCCGCCGAGAAGGAGCCCGAGAUCUUCAACGCGAUCAAGUUCGGUUCCGUGCUCGAGAACGUCGUCUUCGACCCUCGUUCCCGCAAGCCCGACUACGACGACGUCUCCAUUACGGAGAACACGCGUUGCGCGUACCCGAUCGAGAACAUCCCCAGCGCGAAGAUCCCCUGCCUGUCCGAGCGCCAGCCAAGCAACAUCAUCAUGCUCACGUGUGACGCGUAUGGUGUCCUCCCGCCCAUCUCCCGCCUCACCCCCGAGCAGGCGCAGUACCACUUCAUCGCUGGCUACACCUCCAAGACCCCUGGCACGGAAGACGGUGUGCUCGAGCCCAUCCCGACCUUCUCCACCUGCUACUCAGCGCCAUUCAUCAUCCUGCACCCCUCGCGCUACGCGAAGAUGCUCGCCGAGCGCAUGUCGAAGCACAAGACCGCGUGUUACCUGAUCAACACCGGCUGGACCGGUGGCAAGUACGGCCCCGAGUCUAACCCCGCUUCGGGCAAACGCUGCCCGCUCAAGUACACCCGUGCGAUCGUCGACGCCGUCCAUGCAGGGUACUUCAACACCCCCGAAGCAGAAUUCGAAAAGUUCCCAGUGUUCAACCUCAAUAUCCCCAAGCACGUCCCUGGUGUGCCUGACGAGCUCCUGAACCCUGCGCGCGCGUGGCGUGAUCCGGAAGCGUUUGAGCGCGAGUGCGAGAAACUGGGCGGGAUGUUCCAGAAGGCUUUCCGCGUUUACUCGGAUGUGGUGAGCGAGGAGGUACGCAACGCGGGCCCUAUCAUCGACUGAGUCGAGCCUGGCUCUGGCUCGGGCGUCGAACUCCAGUCCAAACGGACGGAGGGACGGACGAACGGAUCGGAUGGGAAAAAAUGGGGAAAAGAAAGGAGAAGGGGAACGUAGGGCUGCUUGGGCAAAUACCCUCGCUUAGCCCGGGGAUUGUAAACUUACACUUACCUUGCAACACUGACGAUCCACACGCGGAUCUAUGAAUUCCACUUUCUUUGUAUACAACAACAGUCAUGCGCUCGUUGAUAAUGAACUCAUUUGCACAUGA